AUGACCAAAUCUGCCAACCAGAUCCACCGUGCCUGGUGGAAGGAAUCGUCCGUUUAUCAGAUCUGGCCGGCCUCGUUCAAGGACUCCAACGAUGACGGCAUCGGUGAUAUUCCCGGUAUCAUCUCGAAGUUGGACCAUAUUAAGGACCUGGGAAUUGAUAUUGUCUGGCUUUGUCCGUCCUACAAGUCGCCUCAGGUGGACAUGGGGUAUGAUAUCGCCGACUACUACAACAUUGCGGAUGAGUAUGGCACGGUCGCAGACGUCGACAAGCUAAUCAAAGGAUGCCAUGACCGGGGCAUGAAGCUCCUCAUGGACCUGGUGGUGAACCAUACGAGUGACCAGAUCGAGUGGUUCAAGCAGUCGCGCAGCUCCAAGGACAACGAAUACCGCAACUGGUAUGUCUGGAAGCCGGCCAAGUAUGAUGAGCAGGGCAAUCGCCACCCGCCGAACAACUGGGUUUCGCACUUCCAGGGGAGUGCCUGGGAAUGGGACGAGUUGACCGGCGAAUACUACCUCCACCUCUACGCAACAGAACAGCCCGAUCUCAACUGGGAGCACCCGCCCGUCCGCAAGGCAGUGGAAGAAAUUAUGCGAUUUUGGCUGGACAAGGGUGCAGAUGGAUUCCGUAUGGAUGUGAUCAACUUCAUCAGCAAGUACCAGGACUUCCCAGAUGCCCCCAUCAAGGAUCCUCGCACCCCUUGGCAAUGGGGAGACAAGUGGUACGCCAACGGGCCUCGUCUCCACGAGUACCUGCAGUUUGUGGGAAGUAUCCUCAAGGAAUACGACACCUUCAGCGUGGGCGAGAUGCCGUUCGUCACGGACACGAAUGAGGUGCUCCGCGCCGUGCAGUAUGACCGCAACGAGAUCAACAUGAUUUUCAACUUCGAGCAUGUGGACAUCGACCACGGCAAAUACGACAAAUUCGAGCCCGGCAGCUGGAAGCUCACAGACCUGAAGGCUUUCUUCGAGAGGUGGCAGAAAUUUAUGUAUGAGAAUGAUGGGUGGAACGCCCUGUACUGGGAGAACCACGACCAGCCCCGGUCGAUUGACCGCUAUGUGAACGCCAAAGAGGAGUACCGCAGCGCGGCAGGCAAGAUGUUGGCGACCGUCUUGGCCUUGAAGUCUGGGUCUCCUUUCGUCUAUCAGGGACAGGAAAUUGGCAUGCGAAACGUGCCGGUCGAGUGGGACAUGGACGAGUACAAGGACAUCGACUGUCUCAACCACUGGUAUAGACUUCUCAAAAACCCCAAGGCCGACGACAAGACCAAGCAGAUCGCCCGACAAGAGUACCAGAAGAAGUCCCGGGAUAACGGCCGCACACCCGUCCAGUGGUCUCCCGCUCCCAACGGUGGCUUCACCGGCCCGAACGUCAAGCCGUGGAUGUCCGUCAACCCCGACUACCAGCUGGUCAACGCCGAGGACCAAGCCCAGGACCCCGGCUCCCUCUACCACUACUGGGCCUCGGUGCUCAAACUGCGCAAACAGUACCUGGACAUCUUCGUGUACGGAAACUACGAGCUCGUCGACCGGGAUAGCCAGGAGAUCUUCGCGUACACUCGCCAGUACGAGGCCCAGAAGGCGCUGGUGUUGGCGAACUGGACUGACAAGGAACUCGAUUGGGACGCUGCCGGUAAUGGCAUCACGGGGGCUAAGGACGUGCUGCUAAAUAGCUAUGAGAGCGCCGAGGGAGCCAAGAAGCGGGUUUCCACUGCCAAGUGGUCUCUUCGGCCGUAUGAAGCGAUCGUGGUGCUUGUGUAGGCCUAAUUGUGAUCACCAGGGUUCAGUUGCUUGCGGGCGGGCAAUAAACAAACAAAUCCCG
Molecule: messenger RNA, 1819 nt
Organism: Aspergillus steynii IBT 23096
Lineage: Eukaryota; Fungi; Ascomycota; Eurotiomycetes; Eurotiales; Aspergillaceae
Product: glycoside hydrolase family 13 protein
Exons: 3
Coding region: 1-1758 (585 amino acids)
Biological process (GO): oligosaccharide catabolic process
Molecular function (GO): alpha-amylase activity
Source: RefSeq, a predicted model, not a curated record